This is a messenger RNA of Dimorphilus gyrociliatus, 2801 nucleotides long. Lineage: Eukaryota; Metazoa; Annelida; Polychaeta; Dinophilidae. The record is from the annotation of a GenBank genome assembly.
AAAGAACCUUUGCAUGGAAAACGUGAACGUAAAUGAGAAGAACAUUGUGGCUGAUACAAGUUUAUAGUAAUUGACUUUGUAUACUCAAAAACAAUUUUUUAUAUUGACCUUUUGAGGACAUAUUAAAAAGCAUGUCAAUUGUUCAUCAUAGAAGAAGAGUUGUUUCAACAUGCGGUUGCUGGCAAUGGAAGAAGUUGAAAAAGCGAACACCACCGAAGAGUGAAAUAAAAUUCUAUAAUCCGAUUAUUCAUUCCGACAGCAGUUCAGAUUCUGCAGAAUUUGAAGAAGAAUCAUUCUCUGAGAUGACUUCUUUAACAUCAGAUACUUUUAGUGCAGCAGGGUCAGAGAGUGGUGCAGCUAAACGUCAACCGCAGGCGUUCAAGAAGAAGGAUGUCGGUUCGAAAAGAGGAGGCUUACGUUCUGGGUACGAAGCAAAACGUCAACAUAUUCCGAAACAAUCGGGUGAACUAGUGACUGAAGAGGGCGAUAUCUUAUCGCCGAUUCAAGAAAAUUUAGGAUGGUUGAAAGCUAAAAAUUUACGGACUAAACGAAUCGGAUGGAUAGCCAAAGUUUAUGUUCAAAAGAUGGUUAGUAAAAAAUUCGAAAUGAUUAAAAUACAAAUAGUAAGCAAACAGAAUGAGAAUGAGGAAACUAAUGAGAUGGAUUGUCAAUCACAUCGUACGUCUAAAAGUAAUUUGCAUUCUAGAGAUGAGGAUGUUGCUAGUGCUGAAAUAGUUAAAGAAGAUCCUGUUGAUCAGGCAUCAAAAUUGUCUAUUUGCAAUUCUCAAAAAGUGGAUAUUAUGUCAGAGGAGCCCUUUACACAACUUAGGAGGUUGCAACUGGAAGCUAAGAAAAUUUCACAAAAUCCCUCAUUAGAAAGGACUGAACCUAUCGUUGCGUCAACAAAUGAAACUGAAGUAAAAGAGUCACUCAUAGCUGAUGAUAAACUGUCACUCCAUCAAAGUCAAAUGGAAUCUGAAAAAAACUCUGCGAUUAGUAGGUCAUUACUUGACGUAUCUGAAACGUGCGUGAAACAUGAGGGAUGUAAUGAGAUUGUUUCUCAUUCCCCGGCAUCCCCAACAAUCUCUAUUCAUUCUCUACCUGAAAAGAAAACUCAAAGUCAUAAAGAUGAAAGCGGAAUUUAUCAAUCACUAAUGUUUGAGUCAAGAGCUACACCCUCUGAAAAAUCUCCACGAGGAGAUCGUAUUGAAGAGUUUUUGAACGACACAAUGGAAGCCCAGAAUGGGAAAUGGGAAGAAUCAAGCGACAAGUCCACUUGUCGAGAAAAAGCAACUAGGCCGUCAAGACCUCCGUCAAUAAGUAAAUGUGCGACGGCUGCUCAAUACGCAGAUAGACAAAAACACAGGAGACGUUCAAAGCUAGAUGGUGGUUCCAACAAAGUGCUCUCAUCAGGUAACUGUCAAAGAUGCGUUUGCGAUAGCGAACGAAAUCUUCCGACCCGAAGAAGCUCUUCUAAACCGAGAAAACAACAUCAUCAUCGUGAUAUUGAAAGCAACCGUAAAAUGCGAGAGGAGCAGAGUAGUCAGUUGAGCUCAAAAAAGCACCAUUCCAAGUUACCAGAUAGAAGAGAAUUUAACCAACAAACUCAAAGGAUGAAUAGAGACAGAAGCACUAAACCAGUAACGAGUAGCAGUCAUCGUAGCUCUAGUAGGCCUAAACAACCACCACCAAGACCACCACCUUCUUGGAAAUUGUACGAACGUGCCCGAAGUCUUGAAAGACAGUAUAGAUCAAUGGCGUCUAAAAUGAACGAAUUGUGUUUACGAGAAAAUCGCGAAAUUGAUAACCGAAAAUAUGAUGAAAAUAAACACAAACAAACCACGCAAGAACAGCAAGCGUCUUAUAACAAAAAAUCUAAAACUUUUUCACCUUUAAAAUAUGUUAAGCCUCCACUAAGUCCGCCUGAUCUUAAAUCUUUAAUGCGAAAGGAGACAGCACAAAUGCAAAAAUAUGCAUGCGACAAAACGGAAGGUGAAUUUAAUAAUUAUUCAAAACUUAAAAAACAUAAAAGUCCAUCGAAAGAACCUGUUGACGAAGAACUAUUUUAUCCGAAACAAGCAACGAAAACAAGUACCUGGAAUGAUAUAACCCAACUCUCAAGAAUUAGCGAAGAUGACUCAGAAAGUAAUCAUUAUAGCCGAAUAAAAAAUCAACAUAGUGACAGUGAUACUCAUAAAUAUUCAAGUGCUUCUGGUUUUCAUGAUAAAAUUAAAUCAAACGAUGCGUCUGAAAAUAUUAAUUGCAGUGACAAUAAACUGAAAGAGAAGUCCCAAUCAUCUUGGAAGCAAGAAAAUUUAGAGGCAUUUAUAAAGAAUACUGACUUUUUUCCCGAAGUACCUAGUGAAACUCGAGAAACUCCAAAUACAGCUGAUGAUAGCUCCAGAAUAAGUUAUCCAGUAAAACGAGGGGUUUAUGACAAUAAAAAACAGCCUCCUAUUCCAAGUAAAAGCUCUCAUGCGUCUGAACUGACAGAAUAUUCAAAACUUACAUUGCCUCCGAAAAAAGCAAAGUCCGAAGUGCAAAAUCAAUCAGUUUUGCCACCACCCGUUCCACCAAUCCUAAGGUCAGGAAAAUGUCCAGCCAAUAAAAUUUUUGUUGUUCGACAAGAAUUUAUACCAUUUAAUCCAGGACAAAUAAGAUUACGAAGAGGAGAUUACUUGAAAAGACUUGGAACGGACCCUCUUCGUCGAGGAUGGUCAUAUGGCAUGCUUUCUUGUGGAAAAGCUGGAUAUUUUCCCGAUAGUUGUGUAAAACCAGCAAUUGUAAAGCGUCCAGCGUGA